Molecule: messenger RNA, 1986 nt
Organism: Ectocarpus sp. CCAP 1310/34
Lineage: Eukaryota; Phaeophyceae; Ectocarpales; Ectocarpaceae
Source: the annotation of a GenBank genome assembly
AUGCCACAGCAGCAGCCUCGUCAACAGAAGCAACCUCUACGUUCCUGCAACGGCGCUCCUGACGGCCGCAGCGGCGGCGGCGGCAGCAUCGGCAGAAGCGGCGGCGGCGAGGACGGGUUCGGCCAGAGCGCCGUCACCGACAGCAGCAUCGGCGGGAGCGGAGGUGGUGCGGACGGCUUCGGCCAGAGCGCCGUCCCCGACAGCAGCAUCGGCGGUGGCGGGGUCGGUGACGGGGGGAACGGCAGCAGCAGCAGCAGCAGCGGCGGCGUCCCCGGUCGCCGCGUUGGCGUCGGGUAUCCAGACGGCCGCAGCGGCGGUGGUAGCGACAACGGGGCGGCGGUAUGUGACGAAGAGUUGGAGGAAGCGGUUGGUGCGACAACCAUGCCAUUGCCAGUCCUCGAGGAGCUUGAUAGCCAAUGUGCUGGGGGGGGCGUGAGCAACAGCAGCAGCAGCAGCAGCAGCUGCAGCAGCUGCAGCAGCGAGGACAGCGGCGGCGAUGGGAGCGAGGACGUGGGGUUGGAUGAAAUAUGGAGUGGAGCCCCGACGCACCUUUCCGACCCCGGGAAGGCUGAGGGGGACGUGAGCAGCAGCAGCAGCGGCAGCAGCAGCAGCGGCAGCAGCAGCGAGGAAAGCGGUGGUGAUGGGAGCGGGGAUGAGGGGUUGGAUGAAACCUGGUGUGGAGCCCCGACGCACCCCUUCGACCCCGGUACGACAUGUUCGCAUGUCGCGAGGAGUCGGGGGGCGGUACCAGGGAUGGCGUACCCCUUCAGCAGGAGCAGCGACGGGAGUGGUGGCUUCGGCCAGAGCUCCGACGGCAGCAGACGACGGCAGCGGCGGCUUUGGCCAGAGCCCCGUCGGCGGCAGCGGCGACCACGGCGGCGGUGGUAGAGGCGGCAGCAGCGACGUCACCGGCAGCCGUGUUGGCGCUAGGUCUCAUGACGGUCGUGGCGGCGGGGGGACGGCAACGGCGGUGAUGGCAGCGGCGGCAGCAGCGGUGGCGCCCUCGAGUCGACCGGGAACGGGGAGGACACGGUGACAGCGACGACCUCACCUUGUUACAGCCAAGUGGGAGAACAUGUGAAACUUUUACGACUUUGUUCGGUUUUGUGAUCAAGCAUGUACGUUUUAGAUUCGCCAUUUGGCUUCGCAUUUAUUUUUUUGUUAUGUUUUUCCCUUGCUAGCGCACCGUGCACUUUGAUGCAGAAAACACAUGUAUGCCACGGCGUGUGUGUAAUUUUUUUUGUUUGUACUUGGUUUCAUUAUGAUAAUUGUACACUGCGACAAGAUAAUCAUUGCCACAACCUGUGGAAUAAGAAGCAGCACGUGGGUAUUUUUUUUUCCUUGGUUCUUGGUAUAUUUUCAGUCGCGUUUAACCUUGCAACUGAAUGCUUCAUACUAUUUCCGUAUUCUUUGGAGGGAGUACGUUCAGUCGAGUUUUUUUUUUCUACGAACUGGACACUUCGCACUUAGAAUGUUUCGAUACUUUGGUUUUAUGUGAGGUCCUGAUUAAGUGGUCGCUCUCUGCGGUGUGUUUCUGGCCACGCGCACGAAAUGGGGUGACAGCGCAUUUUUUGACAUGCAUGAAGGCAUACCGAUCAGGGAGCAAGGGGACUUACGGAGUUCCAGUUGAGGAGACAGUUUGUAUACGGUAGGAACUUUUUCUGGAGUUUGAUGCCUUAUGUGUUUCGUGUUUCUUCAUGUUUCUUGUUUGUUUCUCAUGUUUCGCUGCUCUUGCAUCGAAAAUCAUGGGGGGGGAUGUCAUGUAUGGCCAUGAUUCUAGAGGGCAUGAGCAGCAAUCGAAUUGGUUUGUUUUCUGGCCGCGCCUACUUGUGUGUUAGGUGAACGGCAAAGUAAGGGGGGUGUUGGCAUCAAAAUAUUAGCUCGGGGUGAAUUUUGAGAGCUAGCAGCAGGGGGGCUGUUUGCGUGGAUGCUUGCUUACGUUUUCUACCGUUUCUUGGACAACAGCGACGGUACCGAUUAGCGGGU